This is a messenger RNA of Lampris incognitus (smalleye Pacific opah), 898 nucleotides long. It is a transcript of the gene mrpl13, whose product is annotated as mitochondrial ribosomal protein L13. Gene Ontology annotation, biological process: translation; negative regulation of translation. The coding region runs from base 57 to 596 and encodes 179 amino acids. Gene Ontology annotation, cellular component: ribosome; mitochondrial large ribosomal subunit. The transcript has 7 exons. Lineage: Eukaryota; Metazoa; Chordata; Actinopteri; Lampriformes; Lampridae. Gene Ontology annotation, molecular function: structural constituent of ribosome; mRNA binding. The record is from RefSeq and is a predicted model, not a curated record.
GUGUCGCUCACGUUGAGGGUCAAAUCUCACAAGGAUCUGUAACUAGUUCACCGAAUAUGUCGAGUUUUUCCAGAUCCGCUCAGCAAUGGGCGACCUUUGCUCGUUCAUGGUUCCUAAUUGAUGCCAGAAUGCAGCCUCCUGGGAAGGUAGCCGCCUUGUGUUCUGUUAGAUUACAGGGGAAACACAAGCCCAUUUACCAUGCACUGAGUGACUGUGGUGACCAUGUGGUGGUAAUGAACACUAGACACAUUGCCUUCUCUGGAAAUAAAUGGGAACAGAAAGUCUACUCAUCACACACUGGGUAUCCAGGAGGAUUCAAACAAGUCACAGCUACCCAGCUCCACCUAAAAGACCCAAAAGCUAUAGUGAAGUUGGCCAUAUAUGGAAUGUUGCCAAAGACUCUGCACAGACGUACCAUGAUGCAGCGACUGCACCUCUUUCCUGAGGAUGUGCUCCCUCCAGACAUCCUAGUGAACCUGACAGAAGAGUUGCCCCAGCCCAGAAUAAUCCCCAGGAAGCUCAGCGAGUACACGCAGGAGGAAAUAGACGCCUUCCCUAGACUGUGGACCCCACCUCAAGACUUCAAGAUGAAGUGAACUUGUGACAAAAUGUGACCAGAGGUGAUAUUUUGGCUGUGUUGUUUUAUAAUGCGACUACAUUUCUUUUCCUUCAGUAAAGUUAACCAUUACCAGAAGGACUUGGGAGCAGUGAAUCUGCAACUGGUAAUAAGGUCGUCUUCCUUGACUUUUAGUGGGACAGCGAACUACUUGUGUCAGGAUGCUUCAGGGAAACCUGACCCACUGCUGUCUGCCCAGCCAUGUCUGUCCACUACUCUUGGUGUUUUUGAAAUUUCCAUUAUGUUGUCAAAAUAUGAUUUCUUUAGGUAAAUAAAUAAUAA